CCUGACGCGCGGGAGAUUUGAAUCGCGGCGUCGGCGGGUGGUGCGGGGUAGGGGAGCGGAGCGGAGCUGCGGGGUUCGGCUGGGUGUCCGCCGCCAUGGGGGUUUCUGGCAGCGCCCCAGUCACCCCCCACAACAAGCACCUGGCGCACGUCAGCGACCCCCGCUCCCCCAGCGCCGGUAUCCUGCGCACGCCUAUCGAGGUGGUGAGCUCCCCGGCGGGCAGCCCUCAACCCGGCCCCGCCGAGCCGGUGGCGAGCUCCAGCCAGGACCGGGACCCACGCUCGCCCACACCCGGCAUCUCCCGCACGCCCAUGAGAGCCGUGUCGAGUGACAGCGUGGACCGCCUGGUGAAGCAGCUCAGCGAGACCUUCAGGGCUGAGGCCGCGCCACAGGAGCUGCCGCCGGCGGCAGAGGAGCCGGCCCGGUGGAGCUCCCCGGAGGCGGCCGCCCCCUCGGGGGAAGAGGCGGAGCGGCCGCCCUCUCCCAGCGCCGGCCCGGCUUGGCCGACCCGCGCUGCCGGGCUCGGCUUCCCCGCGGGGAGCAAGCCUGUAAGACGCAAGACCAACAACAAAAUCAUGGCAACAUCUGGUGGAACUGGCCGCUCUCCCCUCAGCAUCCUACAAGAUGAUAAUUCCCCCAGUGCUCCUGCCCCUCGCCAGGGUAAGAGGCAUGUGUUGGGAGAGAGCCUUGGGGAGAAGAAGGAAGUAACAGAUCUGAGCAGGAGCCUCAAAUCUGGGAACUGUGCUUGGAGUGAUUUGAACAAAGAGAACCAACAAUGUCCUUUUGUGGAGAACUAGAGAUUUCCUUUUCCAGGAUCUUGCUGUAAUUUACUUCUAUGUUUUCAGAGUCUUCUAGAGUGAGAAAUCCUGCAAUAGACCGAAACUCCAGACUUGUGGUCGUUCUUCUCACCUAUCCAUGUUGGGGAAAGGGCAAAGAGCACAUUCUCUCUUCUGGCUUUGCAUGUCUUAUAGUACAGACUUUGACUCUUCUGUUGUAUAUCCUCUAGAGUUUUUAGCUGUAGCAAAUAAAUUUGUAUUAAACCUU
Molecule: messenger RNA, 1044 nt
Organism: Phalacrocorax carbo (great cormorant)
Lineage: Eukaryota; Metazoa; Chordata; Aves; Suliformes; Phalacrocoracidae
Source: RefSeq, a predicted model, not a curated record